This is a messenger RNA of Parasteatoda tepidariorum (common house spider), 1110 nucleotides long. RefSeq lists its product as uncharacterized. Gene Ontology annotation, molecular function: calcium ion binding. NCBI's taxonomy places the organism in Eukaryota, Metazoa, Arthropoda, Arachnida, Araneae, Theridiidae. The record is from RefSeq and is a predicted model, not a curated record.
AUUCUGAACCACCUUGUUUUCCCAACCCUUGCCACAAUGGUGGUGAAUGCACGAUUGUUAAGGAUAGUGAUUUCAAGUGCGAUUGUCCAAAAGGAUAUGAAGGAUCCACUUGCAGUAUUAAGAACAAUUGUGGCGAUGGAGAUGAUUGUCCUGGUGGUCGAUGCGAAAGAAAAGAAGAGAAUAACUUAAAGAUUUGUACUUGUUUUGAGGGAAAAUAUUGGAAUGAAGAGGAACGUCGUUGUGAAGAUGAAAAAGUUCCCUGCAUUCCAAACCCAUGUAAAAACCAUGGGUUGUGUGAGAUUCUACCCUCUGGUGACUACUCCUGCAAUUGUUCAGGUCAUUAUUUGGAUAAGGACUGCAAGCAAGAAAAUACGUGCUACGAUAGACAUGGUAAUGAUACGGAGUGUGGAAAUAAAGGAACUUGCAAAUUUAAAGAAAUCUCAUCCUAUUGUGAUUGCAUUGAUGGACAUUACUGGGAUGCUGAAAUGCGCACCUGCCGAAAAAACUUUCCUCCUUGUUAUCCAAAUCCAUGCGCAAAUGAUGGCCUUUGUAGUAGAUCCAAUCAUACUUUCCAUUGUAACUGUUCCGAGGAAUACACUGGUGAACGGUGUGAAAAUCCAGACUACUGUGUCCUUCAAGGUGGUUAUGUACUUUGUGGAAAUGUUCCCUGCGUAAGCAACAGUGGAUUAAAAACAUUUCAAUGUCAAUGUGAAGAAGGAUUUUACUAUGAUUUCGGCAAAAGGACUUGUCUUGAGAUUGAUUUCUGUCCUAUCAUGAUGUGUGGUGUAAACGAACAAUGCGUCAACAGCAAAUGUAUUUGCCAAGACAAUUUUCAAAGAAAUAAUGACACCAACAAGUGUGAAGCAAGUUUCUGUGCUGCCAACCCAUGCCCUAUAGAUGAUAUGAUAUGUACUGAAGGACAAGGAAUCAGUGAUUUUUAUUGUUCUUGCAAAGAAGGCUAUUCGUUCAAUGGAGCUCAUUGUGCAAAUGCGGUUUGUGUAUUUCCAUCAUUCAACGAUUGUGAGCAGAAAUGUCGUCUAUCAGAAGAAGGAUUCAAUUGCAAAUGUGAUUCAGAGUCUUUCAUUUUAAAUGAGGACAAUAAAACUUGCA